This is a messenger RNA of Athene cunicularia (burrowing owl), 2191 nucleotides long. RefSeq names its product glypican 5 (gene GPC5). The transcript is spliced from 8 exons. Gene Ontology annotation, cellular component: cell surface; plasma membrane; extracellular region. The coding region runs from base 118 to 1626 and encodes 502 amino acids. The record is from RefSeq and is a predicted model, not a curated record. Gene Ontology annotation, biological process: positive regulation of canonical Wnt signaling pathway; cell migration; regulation of protein localization to membrane. Lineage: Eukaryota; Metazoa; Chordata; Aves; Strigiformes; Strigidae.
CGAAGUGCUCUGUGGAUGUUGCAGUAGUGUAUUUGUGGAGGAAGUUAACUUUUGGCAGAAAACGGGGUUGAUCUCCAGGUUUGUAGUUCAAAAAAUCCAACAUGUUGUACCAAAAAGAUGGAAGAAAGAUAUCAGACUGCAGCAAAGCAAGAUAUACAGCAAGUGCUUCAAACAUCAAGUGCUACAUUAAAAUUUUUAAUAUCUCACAAUGCAGCUGCUUUUCAAGAAACCUUUGAAAUGCUUAUCAGACUGGCUGAGAAUUACACAAGCACCCUUUUCUGCAAUGCAUAUCGAAACAUGGCUGCUGAGGCUACUACACGUGUUCAGGAGUUUUUCACAGAUGUUGGACUCUUCAUAUUUGGUGCAGACAUUAGCACAGAGGAAUCUGUCAACAGAUUUUUUGACACCCUUUUCCCAGUAGUCUACAAUCACGUGAUUAAUCCUGGUCUGACUGACAUUUCACUGGAAUAUGCGGAAUGCCUCCAAAUGGUGAGAAGAGACAUCAGGCCCUUUGGUAACAUUCCCAGAAAGGCCAUAGGACAAAUGGGAAGAACACUGUUACCCAGCCGGACUUUCUUGCAGGCUCUGAAUUUGGGGAUUGAAGUGAUCAAUACAACAGAUCAUCUGCAUUUCUCUAAAGACUGCAGCAGAGCAUUACUGAGAAUGCAGUACUGCCCCCAUUGCCAGGGGCUGACUUUAAGUAAGCCCUGUAUGGGCUACUGCCUCAACGUUAUCCGAGGCUGCUUAGCUAACGUGGCAGAAGUGGAUCUUCACUGGCGGGGAUAUAUACAGUCCUUGGAGGAGCUCUCAAGUGCCAUGAGCGGAACAUAUGACAUUGAGCACGUGCUUCUAAACUUUCAUUCACUUGUUGAUGAUGCUCUCGUACAGGCUCGUAUCAAUGGGCCAGAGUUAUCUGAGCAGGUGAACAAGGUCUGUGGUCCUCCUGUAAGGAAGCUCACGCAGUCUCCAGGUUGCCCCUUUGAUCAGAGCAAAGAUAAUCAAGGGUUGAAGAUGUUCUCAAGAGACAGUGAAGAAACCCUCACCAACAGAAGAAAAGAAUUUAUCAGCCACCUCCGGCUCUACAGAGCCUUUUAUGGUGGCUUGGCUGAUCAGCUGUGUGGUAAUGAGUUGGCAGCUGCUGAUGGACUCCCCUGUUGGAAUGGAGAAGAUGUUGUAAGAAGCUAUACUCAUCGUGUGGUUGGCAGUGGAAUCAAAGCUCAGUCUGCAAAUCCAGAAGUAAAAGUGAAGGGAACAGAUCCUGUAAUAAGUCAAAUUAUUGACAAGCUGAAACAUGUUAUUCAGUUGUUGCAGGGCAAAUCAUUUCCUAAAUAUGAUAAAUGGGAUCUCCGACAAACAGGCAGUGGUGGAGGUGUAGAUGAACAAAUCAGUGGAGAUUGUGAUGAUGAAGAUGGUUGCAGAGGAUCAGGAAGUGGAGAAGUCAAGAGAGUCCUGAAAAUUACAGACUCAGGGAUGCCAGACAAGACGAACCUCAGUGACGUAAAGCAAAUCCAUCAAACCAACGAUGGCAGCACUUUAGACACAACUGGAGCAGGAUGUACAACAAUGGUUGAUUAUAUGACAUUUAUGCUGAUUAGUUUGGUAACACUAUUUCUCAGUCUUUGGUAACUGUUUAGCUCUGGCUUGAUAUAUAUAUGUCUCAUUGUCAUCUGUUUAUCCCCACUCACAAGCCUGGAAUAAAGCAUCUGGUGGAUAUAACAAUACUUAUGAUAGUUUGUAUAAUAUCAACCUCUCUGAUCUAAGGCCUGAAUAUUAACAAAGUUGUUUGUGUAAUAUUUAUCCUGUGGGGUUAUUUUAAUACCUGUAAAGUCAUGCAAAAUCAUGUUUCCUUUUAGAAUAUUUUAUGUUAAAAAUAAGUUGACUAUGACAAUCUUUCUCUUAAAAACAAUUUGUAAAAAAGAGAUGACAGAAUCACCAAGUCAUGCAAGGGGCCCCUGGAGAUCAUCUAGACCAACCCUGUGCUCGGAGCAGAGUCAACUAGAGCAAGCUUCCCAAGGCCAAGUCCAGCUGGUAUUUGAAUGUCUCCAAGGAUAGAGACUCUAUAGCCUCUCUGUUUUGUGCUUGAACACUUGUAGCAAAAAAGUUUUUUCUUACAUUUCAAUGUUAUCUAUUGUGUUUAUGUUUGUGCCCAUUGCCUCUUGUCCUGUAACUGGGCACUACUGAGAAGAGUUUG